AGACCAGAUCAUUACGCUAAUGCCAAAUAAAGGGUUAUGAAAUUACCCAUACAUACUAGAUACAUUACCAUUAGAAGGCCAUUCCAAGUUAUAAGCAAGUCAAUAUCCAUAUCUAGCAAACCAACUUCAAACCAAUCUUACUUUCCAAAUCUUACUUUUGAAGAACCCAAUAUACACACCCUCAAUAUGACUUCACCCCCUCCUACAUUCGUUACCAAGGUCCUCAAGGUAAAACCAGAAUCUAUUUCUUUCAAACCAGGAAACUUACUUCCAACCAUAACCGACCGAAAAACGCAAGAGAAUUUAAAUCUUGCUGCACAUGAAUUAACCACUACCAAUAAUGCCAUUGGAUUCCCUACAGAAACAGUUUAUGGAUUGGCUGGAUCAGCCCUUGAUGACGAGUCAGUAAAAUCUAUAUAUCGUGCCAAGAAUAGACCUAGCGAUAACCCUUUAAUUGUGCACAUCUCCAGUCGAGAUCAAUUAUCCCGAAAAUUAAACUGUCAAGAGAUUCCGUCAAUCUAUCACAAGUUAAUUGAUGAAUUCUGGCCCGGUCCUUUAACCAUCUUAUUACCAGUUGAUGAGAAGACUAACAUUUCAAACUUGGUUACCGCCAAUCAAAACACAUUUGCAGUCAGAAUGCCAAGUCACCCUGUAGCUCGAGCCUUGAUUGCCAUUAGCGAUACUCCUAUAGCCGCACCUUCGGCUAAUGCCAGCACUCGUCCCAGCCCAACCAUGGCAGAACACGUGUAUCAUGAUUUACAAGGAAGAAUUCCAUUAGUGUUGGAUGGUGGCAAUUGUAAAGUGGGAGUAGAAUCUACUGUGAUUGACGGGUUAUGCAAUCCACCUAUGUUAUUAAGACCAGGUGGGGUAUCGUUAGAACAGAUUAAACAAGUUGGAGGUAAGGAGUGGGAGAAUAUUAUAAGAGCAAAGAAGACUGCUGGUAAGAAUGAAGUUGUGAGAACACCAGGAAUGAAGUAUCGUCAUUAUUCCCCUACCGCAAAAGUAGUGUUAUUUGUCAAUUGUCAAGAUGGCAACACUGCUAUUAGCAAAUACAUAACUAAACAUCAAUUACAAGGAAAGAAGAUUGCAUUAUUAAGAUCAAAAUAUUUUGAAAUUAACGAGAACGAGCUUGGAAUACGCGUAGUUCGUGAUUUAGGAACCAAAGCAAGCGAUGUGUCAUUUAAUUUAUUCAAAUUGUUACGAGAAGUAGACGAAUUGAAUGUUGAUGUGAUUUUAGUCGAGGGUAUAGAGGAAGAUAACGAGGGACUUGCGGUGAUGAACCGGUUGAGUAAAGCAGCAGUUGAAACUAUUGACGGGGAAAAUAUGUAAAUAGUUUUAUAGAGUCAUAAUACAAGUCAUUAAUAAGCCAUGG
This is a messenger RNA of Spathaspora passalidarum NRRL Y-27907, 1372 nucleotides long. RefSeq names its product threonylcarbamoyladenylate synthase. Gene Ontology annotation, cellular component: cytoplasm. The transcript has a single exon. Gene Ontology annotation, biological process: regulation of translational fidelity. NCBI's taxonomy places the organism in Eukaryota, Fungi, Ascomycota, Pichiomycetes, Serinales, Debaryomycetaceae. Bases 187 to 1329 code for a protein of 380 amino acids. Gene Ontology annotation, molecular function: double-stranded RNA binding; nucleotidyltransferase activity; tRNA binding. The record is from RefSeq and is a predicted model, not a curated record.